GAGCCGCCGCGCACACACCGGAGCAGUCUGUGCCCCGGUGCCGCAGCCCCGGCAGCCCCGCUCCGCUCCGCACCCCGGCCAGCCCGGCCCCGCCGUGGGCCGUGGGGAGAUGCGGCCCCGCUGAUCCCCGCCGAUCGAUCCCCGCCGAUCCCCGCCGGCCCGGCCAGCCCGGUUCCCGGGGUACGCGGCUCCGCAGCAUCCCGGCUCCUCGGUAACCCGGUAUCCUCGGUAACUCGGUACUCCGGUAUCCCGGGGAACUCACCUCCACAGCACCCCGGCAUCCCGGGAACUCACCUUCACGGCAUCCCGGGGAAACUCACCUCCACAGCACCCCGGCACCCCGGGAACUCGUCUCCGCUGAUCCCAGCUCCGCGGUGACCCCGUACUCCGGCUCCCCGGGGGCUCACACCCGCAGCACCCCGGCUUCCCCCGAACUCCGUGCUCCCGGCACCGAGCGUACCUCGGCUCCCCGGUACCCAGUUCCUCGGUUCCCCGGGCUCCCCCGCAGCUCAGCAUCCCCAUCUUCCCCUCUCCUCCGUACCCCAGGACCCCAUCUCCCCAUUAACCUCAGUUCCCCCAGCACCAGUAACUCCGCACCCCGGCUCCCCGUGCUUCACCGGUCCCCGGGCUCCACGGCCCCCCGAGACCGUGACCAUGGCAUUCAUGGUGAAGAGCAUGGUGGGGGGGCAGCUGAAGAACCUGACGGGCGGCCUGGGCGGCGAGGAGAAGAGCGAGGGCGAGAAGACUCCGGCCGAGGCGCAGGGCAUGACCCGGGAGGAGUACGAGGAAUAUCAGCGGCAGCUGGUGGAGGAGAAGAUGGAGAGAGAUGCCCAGUUUGCCCAGCGCAAGGCGGAGAGGGCCACGUUCAGGUCCCACUUCCGCGACAAGUACAGGCUCCCCAAGAACGAAACGGAUGACAACCAGAUCCAGCUGGUGGGAGGUGACGUGGAGCUGCCCAAAGAGCUGGCUAAGAUGAUCGAGCAGGACAACGAAGAGGAGGAAGAGAAGAAUUCGGUUAUCGGCCAGCUCAGCAAUAUCCAGAACCUGGACCUUGAUUCCUUGAAAGACAAAGCUUCGGCCACGCUAGAGGACCUGAAGCAAUCGGCUGAGAAAUGCUCCGUGAUGUGACCCGGCCAACCCCCCCCUUUCCCCGUCGACGUGACGGUGGGAGAGAAGGGAGGGGGACGCAGCGAAGGGUCUGGCGGUGGCCGUUGCCUGCAGCGGGGACCCCACUGGUGUCGUCACCCUUACCU
Molecule: messenger RNA, 1253 nt
Organism: Grus americana (Whooping crane)
Lineage: Eukaryota; Metazoa; Chordata; Aves; Gruiformes; Gruidae
Gene: CPLX3
Product: complexin 3
Exons: 3
Coding region: 655-1128 (157 amino acids)
Biological process (GO): synaptic vesicle exocytosis; neurotransmitter transport; regulation of neurotransmitter secretion
Cellular component (GO): terminal bouton; SNARE complex
Molecular function (GO): syntaxin binding
Source: RefSeq, a predicted model, not a curated record